AUGACACUAGAGUCGUACCAGACGAUCACGAAGUUGGAAGAAGAUGUCUCAAACAUUACCAAAAAGCUCGAUGAUACGAAGAAUGAGCUCGAUACAGUCACCACGCGCAAUGCUGAAUUGUCCGUGACCAGCAACAAAAAUGUUAACAAAACAAGCCAAUUGGAAGUCAUGCGGCAAGAGAAGGAGGAGCUUCCGUCCAAAGUCAAAAUCGGGAACAGUAGUUUGGUCGAUGAGCGUAACCAGAAGCAGUCAGAAAUUGAAGAACUUGAAGCCGACGCGGCACGGAGGCAAAAGCAAGAACCAGACUUGAAAGAAUCCACGGACCUGGCUGGUCAAAAAAUCAAUAAAUCCAGAGAGCCUACGGGAUACCUUCAAGGAUUCGAGAACGACUUUGAUCGCUCCAACCCUGGGCUGGAACGCUCAAGCCAGCAUCUUCAUUAUCAAGACCCAGUAGAUCUCGAACCCCUGCCAACAUUCACCCCGGUGGAGGACAGCCUAAACGCAGAUGCGACGGAGUUCAAACCUGGCUCCAAAACUCUCCACUCGCCUCAAGCAUCUGCCAUAACUUCGAACCCUACGGCGGAGCCUGAAUCGAUCAGACCAGAACCACAAGCAACGGUGAAAAUACGGCAACCAUUGACGAGCCGAGAAGCUCGCCAAACCUGGCGCCGAGGACGCCAGAGAAGAAGCAAGCAAACUCAUCACUUGGGCAUCAACCGCAUGAUAAGUAGCCCUCCGCUUUAGGUCCGCCAACAUGCAGGAACUGUCAAACGAUGUUUCCCACCAAGAACGAACUUCAUGGACAUUUAAAGGCUUGUAAGCCGCCGUGCGAAUAUUGCGGUGCAAAGGUACCAGCAGGCAAGAUGAAAGAGCAUGUAAACACCUAACACAGACCAUGCGGUCACUGCGG
This is a messenger RNA of Macroventuria anomochaeta, 910 nucleotides long. RefSeq lists its product as uncharacterized. The coding region runs from base 1 to 744 and encodes 247 amino acids. The record is from RefSeq and is a predicted model, not a curated record. Lineage: Eukaryota; Fungi; Ascomycota; Dothideomycetes; Pleosporales; Didymellaceae. The transcript has 2 exons.